CGCCCAAGCUAGCGCUUGCUCGUGCGUCAACACAACGAACUAUUCUGACGCGGUGCUGAUGCAGCGUAUGCGUGUGCGCGAGCCAUCAAGCAGCGAGCAGCAAAAACCUCAUCAAGCCCAGCAUAUGGGCCCCUGCAAACCAGCCUAAGGCUGCACACAGCCGCGGCACUCGAGACUCACUCUCACGAAUCGCUGAAGGAGCUAAAUCCAGCAUAGGCCGCUCGUCAUCUCAGAGCACAUGUCAGGAACGAUCGGAGCAUUCGGAGGUGUCACAUAGCCAUCGUAUCGGGCAAGCACGUGCUAGCUUUGACGCAAAGGCGUGAGGUGAGGCGGUGGCCACGACGGCAAGUCUAGCUGCGACGCAUUGAGCCAACGCGGAUGGAUCUUUGACAGCGCGUGCGAAGCUGGAUCAAGCCAUGCCCAGCCAUGGCAGAUUGAGCGCAAGAGGCAAAGCUGCAGGAGCUGCUGAUGGGUUGAGCGCACCGCCCGCUCUCCUAUCCGCAAAGCAGGUGGCUGCCAGGGCUCAAAAAAUCACUGCUGCACAGCUGCUCGAGCUGCUAGACCAUGACGAGCGUCUUGUACACGUAAACGACGCUCAAAAUGGAGCGCUACCAGACGAGUCUACGGUCAGCAGGGAGAACCUGAGUGACGGACUGUCUCGGACUUUGAAGAAAGCGAAUACCGAAUACACCCUCAUGGUGGCCACUACUGCGGGGCUUUCCGAUGCAGAGAAGGAGGAAACUUUCGCUCUUUUCCAAGCAAACAUGCAGUCGCACUACGAAGGAUCAGCUCAGGGUUGGGAACCAGCUGAGAAAAGGACCGAAAUAUUUGACCAUCAGUCCCGCUUCUUGAUUCUCGUCGAGGGCGCCCAAUCGUCUAUCACUCGACCAGCGGCGUUCGCGGUAUGGCGUUUUGAUACAGAAGAGUGUGAUCCGUCCGAUCCGGCGCAGCGUCGUAGACCAGGUCGCAGGAGAGAAGAAGAGAUCGAAGUGGCUUAUUGCUACGAGCUGCAGGUAUCCUUACCGCACCGAAAAAACGGCUUGGGCAGGUUUCUCAUGCAACAGCUGGAGCAUAUCGCUUGCAAGACUCGCAUGCGCAAAGUCAUGCUGACAGUCUUUAGCAACAAUCUCGAAGCCAAAGCUUUCUAUAAGAAGACCGGAUACUGGACCGACUCGAUCAGUCCCAAUCAAUGGUCUACAGAGAGCGCGACGUCUUUAGAUCAAAAGGAUGAUAACGAGACAGAGUACGAUUACGACAUCCUCAGCAAAUCUGUGGUACCGAGUACGCAAUGAAUGCA
Ceraceosorus guamensis is the source of this 1297-nucleotide messenger RNA. RefSeq lists its product as hypothetical. Gene Ontology annotation, molecular function: histone H2A acetyltransferase activity; histone H4 acetyltransferase activity; protein N-terminal-serine acetyltransferase activity. Gene Ontology annotation, cellular component: nucleus. Bases 417 to 1292 code for a protein of 291 amino acids. NCBI's taxonomy places the organism in Eukaryota, Fungi, Basidiomycota, Exobasidiomycetes, Ceraceosorales, Ceraceosoraceae. The record is from RefSeq and is a predicted model, not a curated record. The transcript has 6 exons.